This is a messenger RNA of Rubroshorea leprosula, 855 nucleotides long. The record is from the annotation of a GenBank genome assembly. Lineage: Eukaryota; Viridiplantae; Streptophyta; Magnoliopsida; Malvales; Dipterocarpaceae.
CUUUCAAGUAUACUAAAAGUGCAAGCAAAAAGAAGAGGGAGAAAUGGGUUGCGGUAUCUCAUGUCAGUCAUCUCCUAAAUUCAACAAUCAUAUUAUUCGUGUGGUUCACUUGAAUGGCGACGUAGAAGCCUUUGAGCAUCCUCUUACAGUCAACCAGGUUACAGGGAAUGGCGACACCGAGAAAGAAUUCCUCUGCACUCCGGCGCAACUUCUCUCCAAUUAUUCAAAACCUCUUCAACCUGACACCAUGCUGAAACCGGGUCAUGUUUACUUUCUCCUUCCAUUCUCAAUCUUACAAGCUGAUGUUUCCCCUCUUGACUUGGCCUCCAUAGCGAAGAAGCUUACUGCAAAAGCAAGUUGUAAGAUGACCAGGUCACCAUCAUCAACAACAAGUCCCUUAUUAGGUCACUAUGAACAUGAACCUGUAUGCAACGGUAACUCCCCCCUAAGCUGUCCUAACAUGUCAACUCGAGCGCGAUCUUGGAAGCCAGUUUUAGACACCAUUAGAGAAAAAUCCUUCAGUCGGAGUAGUGAAUCGGAGUUGCAGGAAAUUCCAGAUUAAUUUAUAAAUAAGUGGAAUCCUUGCUAGAAGGGAAGUUAUUCGUAAUGUGAAUUGAAUUGAAGACUCCCGAUGAAGUAAAGUUGUUGGAUAUGAAUCAUUUUGGGUGUUAUAAUAGUCAACCUUUCACCCUCAUUCUGUACAAAUUGCAAAGAUAUUUGUUCCAAAUUUUGUGUGCUAGAAAUAUCUUCUACAAAAACAGAAAUGUUACAGGUAUGUUGUUUUCUAUGAUUCUAAAUUUACAAAAAAAAAAAAAAAAAGAAGUUGUGUUAAAUAAAUAAAUGGUCAAUGACUUA